Aspergillus brunneoviolaceus CBS 621.78 is the source of this 792-nucleotide messenger RNA. RefSeq names its product cupin domain-containing protein. NCBI's taxonomy places the organism in Eukaryota, Fungi, Ascomycota, Eurotiomycetes, Eurotiales, Aspergillaceae. Bases 205 to 792 code for a protein of 195 amino acids. The record is from RefSeq and is a predicted model, not a curated record. The transcript has a single exon.
UGGAAAGUGGUACCUGACCCCGCGGAACUAAACCCCGGACGUAGCUUUCCCCUCCAUACAUCAAGUAUACCUGGGCAACCCAACACCCUCAUCCCCCUCUUUCCACUACCUCCCCCCCUAAUCCUCAAUAUAUCCCAAACCCCACAAGAAGAACAUCCCACCAGCCCCCAAAAAGACUCAACCGACCCAAAAGCGCCCCCCAAAAUGACCAACCUCCCCAAACAAAACCCUACAACAACCAGCCCCCUCCCCAACUACACCCGCCACAUAACCACCCACUCCGACCAGCAACUCGCAACCAUCCACUCCACCACCCAGGGAGCCUGGACGCCCGUCGAAGCCAACACCUUCGCCUUCAGCGUCGCCUACACCACCUCGCGCUUCCCGGCGACGCUCACCGGCGACGCCGACCUCCGCGCCCACGAGGCCCUGCUGGCGAGCAACACCCUGGGGCUGGUCAACCCCGGCGGCACCGUGUGCCGGGUGGUGGACUUCGCCCCCGGCAAGCCGCCGCUGAUGCACCGCACGCGCAGCCUGGACUACGGGAUCGUGCUGGAGGGGGAGAUCGAAAUGGUGCUGGACUCCGGGGAGACGCGGCGCCUCAAGCGGGGCGACAUUGCCGUGCAGCGGGGCACAAUGCAUGCGUGGCGGAAUCCCCAGCCGGCGGGGUGGACGAGGAUGGUCUUCGUGUUGCAGGAUUGCGAGGCGGUCGAGGUGGGCGGGGUGGUCUUGGGGGAGGAUUUGGGCGGCGCGGGGGAGAUUUUGCCUUCGGGGGGGAAGGAGGGGUGUUGA